Molecule: messenger RNA, 2261 nt
Organism: Radiomyces spectabilis
Lineage: Eukaryota; Fungi; Mucoromycota; Mucoromycetes; Mucorales; Radiomycetaceae
Product: acyltransferase ChoActase/COT/CPT
Exons: 6
Coding region: 134-2074 (646 amino acids)
Biological process (GO): carnitine metabolic process
Cellular component (GO): mitochondrion; peroxisome
Molecular function (GO): carnitine O-acetyltransferase activity
Source: RefSeq, a predicted model, not a curated record
AAAUUCAAGACCAUCCUGACUUGUCGGAUUAUAUAAAUACAACCUAAAUUUCGCACAUGCCAUCCUUUUUCGUUUUUCUUGCCCAAAAACAAAACUCUUUCCCCCUCCACUUUCCUCUUUUUUCCUUUUUCUCAUGUCCAUUCGUGCAUUGAGUCUAAAAAACGUCUCCCGAUUGACUCCUCGAGUCUCUUUGGCUGGUCGCAAUAUGAUGACCCAUCGUAUGAUGGCUACAGCCAAGCCCGCUCCCAAGACACCUGUUGAUCCUAACGCGGCUGGCCCGAUGUUACGUUAUCAGAGCAAUUUGCCCAAGCUUCCUGUGCCGGCAUUGAAUGGCACUCUGCAAAAAUACUUGAAGAGCGUGCGUCCCUUGCUGAGCGAUGAGGACUACAAACACACCGAACAGGCCGUCAAGGAAUUCGAAGCACCGGGAGGUGUGGGUGAGAAACUUCAGGAACGUUUAUUGGCUCGCGCCAAUGAUCCCAAAAUCGUCAACUGGUUGGAAGAUUGGUGGUUGGACGGUGCCUACAUGGCCUACCGUGAUCCCGUCGUGAUUUAUGUCAGCUACUUUUUCUACUACAAGGAUGAUAAGCUCCGCAAGUUGCCCGCCAAACGCGCCGCCGCCAUCACCACCGCCGCUUUGGAAUUCAAGAACCAAGUCGUCCAGAAAACGUUGGAACCCGAAUAUGCCAAGGGCGAACCCAUGUGUAUGGAUUCUUACAAGUACAUGUUCAACAACUGCCGUAUUCCCACCAAGCCUUCGGAUGUCGAAAUCGCUUUUGAUCCCACCCAAAACAAUCACAUCAUUGCUAUCCGCAAGAACAAGUUCUACGUCAUUGAUACCAUUCACAACGGCCGACAAUUGUCAACGGCCGAAUUGGAACAACAAUUCCAACAAGUUAUUGAUCAAGCAGGCGACGCCAAGGGUCCUGCCAUUGGUGCUUUGACCGCGGCCAACCGUGAUAAAUGGACUGAUGCCCGCCAAGUGUUGAUGGCCGCCAAUCCUGAGAACAAGCGUGCUUUGGAUAAGAUUGAGUCAUCUUCGUUUGUUGUGUGUUUGGAUGACUUUUCUCCUGUGACUCGUGAUGAAGGUUCCCGUGCUUGCUGGCAUGGUGACGGUCGUAACCGUUUCUAUGACAAGCCUCUUCAGUUUAUUGUCUUUGAAAACGGUAAAGCCGGUUUCAUGGGCGAGCACUCUUGCAUGGAUGGUACUGCCACUUGCCGCUUGAACGAAUACGUUUGUGAUGGUCUUGCGCGAAAUUUGAUUGAUCAUGGUGCUGAACAAGUGCGAUCGGACCUUCCUGCUCCGUCCGAGAUCAAAUUCCAAGUGAACAACGAACUUCAACAGACCAUCCAGUCGGCUGAAAAGGAUAUUGAUGAAUUAAUCAAGAAGCACGAAUUGACCGUGUUGGCUUAUCACGGUUACGGCAAGAACUUGAUCAAGAAGUUCAAGAGCUCUCCCGACGGUUAUGUCCAAAUGGUGAUUCAGUUGGCCUACUACAAGUUGUUUGGCACUUCGCGUCCUACUUACGAAUCGGCUCAAACCCGUAAAUUCCAACGUGGUCGUACCGAAACCGCUCGUAGCGUGACCUCGGAAUCGGUGGCUUUUGUCAAGACUAUGGAAGAUCCUUACGCUUCGCGCGAAGAUAAGAUUGCAGCUUUCCGUGCCGCUCUUAAAGCUCAGGGCGCUUACAUGGCUGACGCCGUCAAUGGCCACGGUGUCGAUCGUCACUUGUUCGGUUUAAAGAAUGCUUUGGAGGCCGGUGAAAACGCUCCUGCUUUGUUCAAGGAUCCCGCUUUCAGCUACUCUCAGCACUGGUACUUGUCGACUUCCCAGUUGUCAUCCGAACAUUUUGACGGUUACGGUUGGGGUCAGGUGUACAACGACGGUUACGGUAUUGCCUACAUGAUCAAGAACAACGCUCUUCAAUUCAAUGUGGCCAGUGUCAAGGAUUUGGAAGUACACGGUACCAAGUUUAUCAACGGUACUCACCACAUGAAACAAUGCCUCGAAGACGCCGCUAAUGAUCUCAAGGACCUCAUGAUGUCUGAAUUACCCGCUGAAGCCAAAUUGUAAAAAAAAAAAGCAACAAACGAAUGAACAUGGUUUGUCAAGCAUCACAUGCUUUGGCAUUGAGAAAAAAAGUUUCGAUCAUGAAUUGUUUGAUGAUCAUCAAAAAAAAUUAGUAUAUGAACAGUAGUAUAUUGAUGAUUUCCUUUUUUUUUUUCUGUAAAAUAAAAACUAUACAUCCUAGGAAUUACAC